Molecule: messenger RNA, 2082 nt
Organism: Peronospora matthiolae
Lineage: Eukaryota; Oomycota; Peronosporomycetes; Peronosporales; Peronosporaceae
Source: the annotation of a GenBank genome assembly
AUGCUCCCACUCGCGGUUUCCCUCCGUCUCGCUGGUCGAGUCGCUGCUCGCCAUGCUGCGCCUCGCUUGACGUCUCGUGCUUGUGUCGCCAACGCCCUUGCAGCUGGUCAAACAGGACUGUACUCGGUGCACUGGUACUCGUCGGCCCCUCUGGACCUCAGCGCAGCGGUUGUGGAACUGGAGACUACGGACGAGGACGGAGUGUUGACGCUGGAGCCUGUGGCGCUGGACAAGGGCUUUGUGGACCAGAAACUGCUGGAGGAGUUCGAUCUGUCGCAAGAGACACAGCGCCACUUGCGCAAAGCUGGGGUCACGCAUCUCUUUCCUGUCCAGACGCAGUCCUUUGAUGUGAUGAUGAAGGGCUCGGACAUCAUGGGGCGCUCCAAGACUGGCUCGGGCAAGACCUUGGCGUUUGCCUUGCCUAUUAUUGAGACGAUUGUCGCUAAUCGCAAGACCACUCGCAACCCGCAAGCGCUCGUGCUGCUCCCGACGCGGGAGUUGGCGCAGCAAGUGCAUGAUGAAGUGCAACGCGUUGCUCCACAGCUGCGUGUCGUGAACGUCGUGGGUGGGGUCUCGUACACCGUGCAGGAGAGUCAUCUGCGACGUGGUGUCGACAUUCUUGUCGGCACACCUGGCCGAAUUAUGGACUUGGUGAACAAGGGAUCGCUGUCGCUGGACGAUGUGGACGUGUCAGUGCUCGAUGAAGCGGACAUGAUGCUGAAAUUUGGCUUUCAAGAAGCAGUGGAGACCAUUUUGGGCUGGGUGCCGGAGGGUGGUCAGACUGUCAUGUGGUCGGCCACAUUCCCCAAGUGGGUGAGCUCGAUGGCCAGCAAGUAUUUGAAGGAGCCCGUGUCGAUUGACCUCGUGGGCGACGUGGACAACCAGGUACCAGCUACGGUCACGCACAAGGCGAUCAAUGCGCCCAUGCGUGAACGUGUCCAGGUGCUGGAAAAUGUGCUGCGUCUGCAUGCUCACGACGGUAAAACUUUGGUGUUCACGGAGACGAAGAGGGAAGCUGACGAGAUUGUAAACGCAUUGGCUGGUCAGGACGUUCGUGCGCUCCAUGGUGACCUCUCGCAGGGUAUGCGGACGUCUACGAUGAACGGAUUCCGCAGUGGCCAAGUGAAGACUCUUGUGUGCACGGACAUUGCUGCUCGUGGUCUUGAUAUUGCCAAUGUGGAGCUCGUCGUGCAAUAUCGUCUCCCGAGCGACAAGGAGAGUUUUGUGCACCGUGCUGGACGUACGGGUCGUGCUGGACGUUCAGGAACGAACAUUGUGUUCUUUGACCGCAGAGACGCUGGUGAUGUGCUGGAUUUUGAGCGUCGCUACAAGUUUAAGUUUACGCAUGCAGCCUCGCCUCGCCCGGAGCAGAUGAUUGAAGGUGCUCUGGAGGAUGUGAACAAGCAGUUGGUAUCCCUUCCCAAGGCAAAUGCGCGGAUGUUUGAGGAAGCAGCCAAAGAAAUGAUCGACGAGCAAGGACCAGGUGCGCUGAGUGCUGCGCUCGCUCUGCUGUGCGGCUUCGACUCGAAGAAGCUCGUGGCUCUUUCGAUGCUGACGGGUCGUUUCCGGAUGCAGACGGUGCAGGUGGAAGGCGUGCAGAGUGCACGGGAGCUCAACACGCUACUGUCGUCUUUUAUGGACGAGCGUGUCGAUAUCCACCCAGUCGAGGGCGGCAAGCUUGUGUUCGACAUCCCGCAAGGGCAAUUGGAGAAGCUGCAAGCGCACUUAACUGCCGCGUCACCCGGUGAAGAGGUGACAGUGACUGCUGCUGUUGAGUUUCCUCGCUUGCUGAUUGAUCGAGCCGACCGCAACAACAAUGCCAGUAGCCGCUUUAACUCUCGUGGCUUCUCGAAGAACCGGUUCGGAGACAACCGACGUGAUGGAGGCAACAGUCGCUUUGGAGGCCACCGACGUGAUGGCGGCAGCAAUUGGAAGCGCAAUGACCGUGAGGGUGGCAGCAGUUGGAAGCGUCACGACCGCGACAGUGGGUUCCGCCGCAACAACAGCAGCCGCGACCAUGACUCGUCCAAAAGCCAUUCUUCGACCCGCAGCAACUUUGGUCGCUUCACUGACUCGUGGUAG